UUAUGUCGGAAUAAUGUAUAUAUAUUUUGGAUAUAUUGAUUUGAGUAAUUUAAUAUAAAAUUCGAACUGUAUAUUCAAUCAGCUUGAAUACGAUAAUUAGUGACAGAAAUGCAAGAUUAAUUAUACGGAAUAAUUUUCAGUUGUGUCCGUGCGCGUGUGGAUUGCUUACAAAAGAAAUCGAAAGUGAAGUCUCUAUCGAGUCAUUGCCUAUGCUGAAGGAAAAGCUUAUUAAAACGUAGAAUAUUACAUAAACCUUAUAAAUUUGUUUUUCCUAUUAAAUCAAAUGUUAUAAACUCAAGUAUAGAAUUGAUAUUAUAAAAUACCUUUUCCAAAGUACACAGCUACAAUUGUAAAACGAUGCAUCGUAUUAAUUUUUUAGCAAGCUUGAAGAAUUAGGUCUUUAUUUGGAUUCAAAAAAGACAGCGGAUAGGAAAAUGCAUGAUAUUGCACGAAAGGCGAGGAAAACUACGACGCAGGAGUUGGAAAAACAUGUAAAUAUUGAGCACUGGAGGACGGAAAUUACGCAACAGCGAUUACAAACGCAAGUCGAGGAGUUGCAUAGAAAUAUUCGCUUUUUCAAGCAGGAAAAUGAAUACAUUCGAUGCCUCGUGGAACAAUGUCGCUAUUCAUCGGAGAAAACAAAGGUUUCGAAACAACUUCUACCAAUCACAUAUUCUGGACUCACGACAGCAAUUAAACAGUUUCGAGCUAAAUAUCACAUUAAACAGGGAAUAAUAACCACGGUGACCGAGAUGCUACGAGGUUCCAUAAAUAUCCAACAGAUUGCCGGGAAACUGUUAGCGUUUGUCGAGUAUUGGUAUCGGGACUCAAACAGUAUAAUAACGGCGUAUGAGCCAUCCGCUUCAAGAACGGAACUGUCAUCAAAUUCCGUGGUAUUCAAUGUUUAUUAGACAUUUGCAUUCAAU
Linepithema humile (Argentine ant) is the source of this 926-nucleotide messenger RNA. Lineage: Eukaryota; Metazoa; Arthropoda; Insecta; Hymenoptera; Formicidae. The record is from RefSeq and is a predicted model, not a curated record.